Acomys russatus (golden spiny mouse) is the source of this 2221-nucleotide messenger RNA. RefSeq names its product proline and serine rich 3 (gene Proser3). The record is from RefSeq and is a predicted model, not a curated record. NCBI's taxonomy places the organism in Eukaryota, Metazoa, Chordata, Mammalia, Rodentia, Muridae. The coding region runs from base 1 to 2178 and encodes 725 amino acids. The transcript has 10 exons.
AUGGGAAUUGUAGUCCGUGUCCGUGCCAUCCAGAAACCCGCGGGAAUUUGUCAGCUUCUGUCCUCUGCCUCUUUCAUAGCCUGCCAGUCUUCACUAACCAAGACAACCCCUUUGGAAACGUUCCCCAGGGUGGACAACCCUAUUGGCCAUCAAGAAGCCAGAACUGGAGCCACAAGGCCGCAAGCUCCCAUGGCCACAGCGGCCAGUUCCCCUGAGCUGUCUGAGGAGUCCUGGCCGUCCAGCUCGGGGACCCCCUCCCCACCCAGUACCACUGAAGGACAAAGCACCUCUUCACCACUCACCCUGACUGACAACGCGGACUCCUCGGUGGUAGCCAAGUACAUAAACAGGUUCCGCCAAGCUCAGCCCACAAGCCGAGAGGAACGCCAGCCUGUGGGCCCGACCCCAGCUGACUUUUGGUGGCUACAGCCCAAGUCUUCAGACUUCAGUAGUUACCCCGCCGCACCAGCAGGGCCUGGUGAACUUAACGGGAGAUCUACAGUUCCACCUCCCACUGGGACGGCCAGUUCAUCCCCGGCUUCGGCUCCUCUUCAGAAAGCAAAGCAGACUCUGAGCUCGUGGAACUCGUCUCUGCUGGACUUGGAGACCCUGAGCCUACAGAGCAGAGCGGCCAGGCUGCUCAAACGCAGCAAAGCCUCCCUCUCCUCCUCCCUGAGCCCCAGCGAUGCCAGCGGCUCCUCCUUCCUCAUCAGCUCUGACGGCCUCUCUCCCUGCUCGGCAACCUUCCAUCCAGACUCCAACAAGGGUCCUAGUCCAAGAGAACCUGCAUCAGGAGCCCCGGUGAUUUCCCAGGCCACCAUCCCAGCUCACCGCCCGGCCUCCUCUCAGGCAACCCUUGAGCCUGAGGAAGACAUCUUGUACCAGUGGCGCCAGCGGCGAAAGCUUGAGCAGGCGCGAGGAGGAGGAGGAGGAGGAGGAGGAGGAGGAGGAGGAGGAGGAGGAGACGGAGGAGACGGAACCUGGGUGUCGCCUCUGACCCCAGCGCUCACCACUCAGACUCCUCCUGUUUCUGCUGUGACUCUUGGUUCCCAGGGGACCCAGCCUGCUGCUGCUGCUGCUGCUGCUCCCCCAUGGGGCGGUGUGGCCCAGCCUCUUCCCCCACAGGCCUUCUAUGUGGACAGGCCUUCUCCUCUUUCGGGGUUCUCUCCACACAUCUGGGCCCCCAGCCCCCACGGGCUUCUCUGGCCCCCACAAUCCAAUCCCUGGGUACCUGUCGGGAUGAUUCCUGCCCCAGUGCUAGCCUCCACCCUUGCUCCCCUGGCCUCCUUCCAGGCCCCACCUCCCUCUACUCCAGCCGCCCCAGUCCCCACCCCUGCACCCCAAGUCUCCAUCCCAGUGCGCCCAGCCUGCACCUCCGCUUCUCCAGCUUCCUCCACCUCCCUGGGGCCAACCACCCCUGAGCCGAGUAGCUCUGCCCAGCCCCAGGAGCCGAGCCCCAAGCCACGGAGAGCCGGCGCUUCCUCGUGCCCGGUGACUGCCGGGCCGGACACUGCAGCUCCCGAGGCUGCGGGUUCGCAGCUCAGGGGCGCCCUGGGCCGGGUAGUGACAGCUCGGCUGUUCCCCGACGUCCCGGAGGACACGCCUCCUCCUCGCCUCGGGAGCCAGCCUCCUUCUGAGGCCACCGUCCCUCCAGCCAAAGUUCCUCCCCGUCAACCCGAGUCCCAGCGAGGGUCCAGGACAGACUCACGCAGAGCCAUGGCCGCAUCCUCCACUUGUAAAAGUAAAGUCAUCCCCCGAGCCGAAACUGGGGGCUCACGGCCGGCAGCAGCUCCCAAGGCAUCCGCACUGUCUCUAGAGGUCCGGUCGCCAGAAUUGAAGACCUCCGCGACCCAGAGGGGAGCUGGUGACGCGCCCGCCGUGGCCACGCCCACCUCAGGCCACGCCCCCUCCGAGGACUUGCUCGCCCAGGCUGCCAGACUCCUGCAGGCUGCGGAAGACUCUGACGGCAGCGAGUUUCAGGAAGACCCUGUGUUGCGGGUGCUAAGAGCUCAGAGGGCAGAGCUGCGCCAGCAGAAAAGGAAAGUGGAUGCCCAAUUAUCCCUCCUCUUGGACCACAUUGAAGACCCAGGGCCUUCGUCUCCUUCAGCCAGGUCAUCUCCCAGCUCUCCAAGGCGUCUGAGGAGGGAAGGAGCCUCUCUUGAGGCCAGGAGACUUUGAAUUGUAAAAAUCCUGUUCUUCCUGGGCCGGGGAGAUGGCUCGG